Messenger RNA from Myotis davidii, 3853 nucleotides. It is a transcript of the gene BCL6, whose product is annotated as B-cell CLL/lymphoma 6. Gene Ontology annotation, molecular function: protein binding. NCBI's taxonomy places the organism in Eukaryota, Metazoa, Chordata, Mammalia, Chiroptera, Vespertilionidae. The record is from RefSeq and is a predicted model, not a curated record. The transcript has 10 exons. The coding region runs from base 1727 to 3853 and encodes 708 amino acids. Gene Ontology annotation, biological process: regulation of cytokine production; negative regulation of transcription by RNA polymerase II; regulation of immune system process.
GCCGCCGCUGUUGCCGCUGGUGCCGCUGCCGCCGCCGCUGCUCAUGAUCAUUAUUUUACCUUUUAAUUCUUUUUUUUCCGCUCUUGCCAAAUGCUUUGGCUCCAAGUUUCCUAUGUGUAUCUAUUGAUAUAAAUGUAUAUAUUUAUUUAUUCUAGCUGUCAGGUGUUAAAAUAAAUGCCGAAGAUUAGUCCCAUGUCUCUCCCACUCUAGGAUAUAGAUUUUUAUGUAUUUGUUAUUUGAUUCUUGUUGUCUGAGUGAAUCGGCCGGUUUGGGGAGGCUUUUGCCACCCUCCCUUGUGUUGUUUUGGUUUUUUAAAAGGAGGUGGAGGAGAGGAAGGAGGACAGUUAGGGGGCGGCCUGAGCAGAGAGGACGAGACAGUGUUUGGGGGGUAUUUGGGGCAAGUCUCGGGGCUGUCUGGCCCUAGACCGCGGAGAGGACGCGCGCUCGCGCUCUCGCCCUCGCUCUCGCUCUUUCUGCUGCCUGCUUGCGUACGGCUUGUGAUCUCGCUGGAUUCGUGCGGCUGUGUUUUCCCCUCUUUUCUAGCUUGCAAACUGCCUUCCUUGCUAACCUCGCUCCUGCCUCGGCUUCCCUCCGUCCCUCCACCUUGCCCUGGCCUCUUCAACCAUCCCCUUCCCGUCCUUCUUAGUAACUCCGGGAGGCGAGGAGGGAGACCGCCCGCUCGCUCGUCCCGCUGGCUCUCUUCCACCGGCCUCGGUCCUCUAGAUUCACUGCCUCCGAGCCGAGAUUUUGAAGGAAAAAUGCAAUCGAACUCCUCGGUGGCUUUUAAUUUUUUUUAAUCCCCUUAAAAUCCGGAUGAAGUAUAGUUUCUACUUUUUCUGUUCAGAGCCGUGAUCUUCCUAACGAGAUGCGAGUGUUUUGGUGUCCCCUUUCCCUGUGUUUUGGGGGAGGUUUAGCUUGCCUGGGGGCGGGGAUGUUGAAUACUUUUGGAAAUUAUUCUUUCUUGGUUGCAGACAAGGGAGUCGGAAACACCGCGCGCUCCUUCUCCCAUCCUAAGGAGAGAAGCUGAUGGCGGGACGGGGAUUUGGGGGUGGGAGGUGGUCAAGGGGUACGCGUUUGCACCUGCGGUGCUGUUCAGUGUGUGGGGACUCCGGGAACCUUCACCAGACAGCCUAGCAGAGAAGGAAGGUGGCGGGAUUUCUUGGCGGUCGCGGUGUUUGUAUUUUGGGUACUGCGUGACUUGGUGUUAGCUCCCAAUGGCUGUUCCCCCUGGUUCCUAAAUUUUAUUUUAUUUUUCCUAUGGUGCAGUCUUUGUAAAAUGACAACGGCGGGCCGGAAAGUGGCCAACAUUAGGCUUUACGUUACCGAGGUCCUUGCACUGGGCGAGGGGAAAACAAAACAGCCCCAGCCCGCGUUCCUACGUGCAAGACCCGGGAGGAGAGAACACUUUGUGGACCUGGCCGGGCGACCCGGCGCAGGAGGAGGGGGCGCGGGCGCGAAAGGGAGAUCUUUGUGAGUGAUUUUGCAAAAUCGGAAUGUGCGGUUGGUUGGAUUUGCAACCUGUGGCUCUUCUCGAGGGAGUAGGAAUGGGAGAAGGCGGCGGCGGCGGCGGCCCGGGGCGGGAGCUGGUUGGGAGUUGGAGCCUCGGAAGUCGGCUGCUCCCGGCGACAGCUGGAGCGAGGGGCCAGCCCGCUGCCGGCUGUAGUGACCUGAUCAUGGUUUUAAGCAAAAUUUUGGACUGUGAAUCAAGGCAUUGGGUGAAGACAAAAUGGCCUCGCCGGCUGAUAGUUGUAUCCAGUUCACCCGCCAUGCCAGUGACGUCCUUCUCAACCUUAAUCGCCUCCGGAGCCGGGACAUCUUGACUGAUGUUGUCAUAGUGGUGAGCCGUGAGCAGUUUAGAGCCCAUAAGACAGUCCUCAUGGCCUGCAGUGGCCUGUUCUACAGCAUCUUCACAGACCAGUUGAAAUGCAACCUGAGUGUGAUCAAUCUGGAUCCUGAGAUCAACCCCGAGGGGUUCUGCAUCCUCCUGGACUUCAUGUACACAUCUCGGCUCAACCUGAGGGAGGGCAACAUUAUGGCCGUGAUGGCCACAGCUAUGUACUUGCAGAUGGAGCAUGUCGUGGACACUUGCCGGAAGUUUAUCAAGGCCAGUGAAGCAGAGAUGGUUCCUGCCAUCAAGCCUCCCCGUGAAGAGUAUCUGAACAGCCGGAUGCUGAUGCCCCAAGACAUCAUGGCCUAUCGGGGCCGCGAGGUGGUGGAGAACAACCUGCCACUGAGGAACCCCCCAGGGUGUGAGAGCAGAGCCUUUGCCCCCAGCCUGUACAGUGGCCUGUCCACACCGCCAGCCUCUUAUCCUGUGUACAGCCACCUCCCUGUCAGCAGCUUCCUCUUCUCCGAUGAGGAGCUGCGGGAUGCCCGGAUGCCUGUGGCCAACCCCUUCCCCAAGGAGCGAGCCCUCCCCUGCGAUAGCGCCAGGCCGAUCCCUGGGGAGUACAGCCGGCUGGCCAUGGAGAUCCCCCACAGUGUGUGCCACAGCAACAUCUACUCACCCAAGGAGACGGCCCCAGAGGAGGCACGGAGUGACAUGCACUACAGUGUGGCCGAGGGCCCCAAGCCAGCUGCCCCCUCGGCCCGGAAUGUCCCAUACUUCCCCUGUGACAAGACCGGCAAGGAGGAAGAGAGACCCUCUUCAGAGGAUGAAAUUGCCCUGCACUUCGAGCCCCCCAAUGCACCCCUAAACCGGAAGGGUCUGGUUAGUCCCCAGAGUCCCCAGAAGUCCGACUGCCAGCCCAACUCGCCCACAGAGUCCUGCAGCAGCAAGAAUGCCUGCAUCCUUCAGACCUCUGGCUCCCCUCCAGCCAAGAGCCCCACGGACCCCAAAGCCUGCAACUGGAAGAAAUACAAGUUUAUUGUGCUCAACAGCCUCAACCAGAAUGCCAAACCGGAGGAGCCCGAGCAGGCCGAGCUGGGCCGCCUUUCCCCUCGAGUCUACCCUGCCCCACCAGCCUGCCAGCCGCCCAUGGAGCCGGAGAACCUUGACCUUCAGUCCCCAGCUAAGCUCAGCGCCAAUGGGGAGGACUCCACCAUCCCUCAGGCCAGCCGGCUCAAUAACAUUGUCAACAGGUCUCUCACAGGCUCCCCCCGCAGCAGCAGCAGCAGUGAGAGCCACUCGCCCCUCUACCUGCACCCCCCGAAGUGCACGUCCUGCGGCUCUCAGUCCCCACAGCACACGGAGAUGUGCCUCCACACCACCGGCCCCACGUUCCCCGAGGAGAUGGGAGAGACCCACUCUGAGUACUCGGACUCCAGCUGUGAGAACGGGGCCUUCUUCUGCAAUGAGUGUGACUGCCGCUUCUCUGAGGAAGCCUCGCUCAAGAGGCACACGCUGCAGACCCACAGUGACAAACCCUACAAGUGUGACCGCUGCCAGGCCUCCUUCCGCUACAAGGGCAACCUCGCCAGCCACAAGACCGUCCAUACGGGUGAGAAACCCUAUCGCUGUAACAUCUGUGGGGCCCAGUUCAACCGACCAGCGAACCUGAAAACCCACACUCGAAUCCACUCUGGAGAGAAGCCCUACAAAUGUGAAACCUGCGGAGCAAGAUUUGUACAGGUGGCCCACCUCCGAGCCCACGUGCUUAUCCAUACUGGCGAGAAGCCCUAUCCGUGUGAAAUCUGUGGCACCCGUUUCCGGCAUCUUCAGACUCUAAAGAGCCACCUGCGAAUCCACACGGGAGAGAAACCUUACCAUUGCGAGAAGUGUAACCUGCAUUUCCGUCACAAAAGCCAGCUGCGUCUUCACUUGCGCCAGAAGCAUGGCGCCAUCACCAACACCAAGGUGCAAUACCGCGUGUCCGCCACCGACCUGCCCCCGGAGCUGCCCAAGGCCUGCUGA